GAAUAUACACCGUUGAAACAAAAGGCAAGCAAGCACCAUGGUUGCCGCGGAACUCUGAAAUCGCGUGUCUUAAAAGUUCAAUCAAUCUAUCUUCUAUUACCAUUACCGCGACUUCAAAGUAAUAAUGCCUAGUAGUAGAAGUAAUAAUGCUAAAACUCCAAAGAAUCAUGGUGGAACUGGAAACAAUCCCAAUCCCAAUACAAACUCAAACCUUACUUCUCUAGAAACUAUUUGCUAUGAAGGAAAACAUCUAACCAAUCUGCUCCAAUCAAUCCUUAGGGGGGUCGAAUCAGCAAGACAUUUGGAUGGAAGUUCUUUGCCAGAAAAGAUAUGGAUAAAGCAACAAUUUGCUAUUGGGGUCAAUGACGUAACUCGUGUCCUGGAGCGUAUGAAACCAUGUGCAGAGUUUGAAAGGUCAGCUCAACUCCUCCCUUCAAUCACAAGCAAUCAUAAAACACCUUCAGUUAAACUUCAGGCUGUGCUUGUAGCUUCUGACUGUAGCUCACGAUGGCUGACAAAGCAUCUUCAGAGUUUGGCUUCAUCAAGGAGUGUUCCACUGAUAUUUGUUAAGGAUAAUAAAGAAGGUUCUUUGAGAUUAGGUGAACUUGUUAAAUUGAAAACUGCCAUUACUAUUGGAAUUAAGGUUAAAGGAAACGCUAUUAAUAAAAUUGUCGAGGAUAUUAUUCAAGUCGAUGGAUGUAGACUCCAACCUGGAAUCAAAUUCAGCUGGAAUAUUUGACGAUUUUCAACACCAUGACAAAAAGGGAAACUUUGUCACAGAUAUAAUUUAAUCACUGAAUUUAGGAUUAACAUCUAUUUUUGUCCCCGUGUAGUUUUUUCUUUCUUUUUGGGGUUAAAAAUUGUUUAGUUAUUUGUAGCUUGCUACCUGUUACAUUUCUAAAAUUCUAAAGUUUGAGCAACAUAAUUCUUUAUCAUCAUAGAGUAUCAAGAGAAGCCUUUAAGUUGUUCUUUCUCGUUCAA
Messenger RNA from Medicago truncatula (barrel medic), 981 nucleotides. RefSeq lists its product as uncharacterized. NCBI's taxonomy places the organism in Eukaryota, Viridiplantae, Streptophyta, Magnoliopsida, Fabales, Fabaceae. The record is from RefSeq and is a predicted model, not a curated record.